AUGGCAGACCUGACGACCACGCCAUCUUGUACGAUUCCGUCCUCGACGACGACGGCAUCGACCCUAUCUUGUCCGACUUCUGGCCCGUCAGAAUGGCUUUCUCUCCAGGAUUCGCAGGAGCAGCAAGUGGCCCCGCUCGCAAUGAUCGACUUCUUCUUUCCAGGAUUCUCCCUAUAUGCCGGUGCCGUGCAGCGCACCUUGGGCAUUGACUUGAGCAUGUACAUUUCAGGCCUUGUCCUGCUCAGUCUGUUGACGUGGAUCUGGUGUUGGGCCUCAAGCCGCUUCUUGAAGACCAUCGAGACCUACUUCAUGUCGAGCGUCGAUAUUCGCACCGACGAUGAUGUGUACUCGAUUGUCAUGGCCUGGGUCGCAACCCAGAAAUUCGCCACGUCUGCUCGCCGCUUCGUCGCCAAUGCCGAGUCUUCCUCCAGGGCCUGGCACCUGCGCAGCUACGACUGCGAUAGCUAUGACGCAGAAGACAGUACCGACUUGUUGCUGGACCAGGCCGGCGGCGGCAAUGGCGGCACCCCGGACGGCAGCGUUCAAGGUCAGUUUGGCAGGAGGGCUCUGGCCUACAGUCCGUCCUUUGGCACUCACUACUUUUGGUAUCGAGGCCGCCUCCUCCUCUUCAAGCGCGUCGCCAAGGAUUCUACAUCCAGCUACCCCAGUAGUAAUGAAGAGAUCACCAUCUUUUGCUAUGGACGCAACCCUUGGAUUUUGAAGAGGCUACUACACGAAGCCCGCGCUCUCUAUAACAAGCGGGACGAGACCAAGACAAUCAUCUUCCGCGGGAUGCUGCGUGGUGGAACGGGGAUAUUAGAGCCCGAAUGGCAGCGGUGCCUAGCACGCAACUCUCGGCCUUUCUCAACCGUUAUUCUCAAUACAAAGAUCAAGCAGGAGGUCAUUGACGACAUGACCGACUACCUGAAUCCAGCGACCAAGCACUGGUACGCGAACCGCGGCAUCCCGUAUCGCAGGGGAUACCUGCUCCACGGCCCUCCGGGUACCGGCAAGAGCUCCCUGUCGCUCGCCCUCGCCGGCUACUUCAAGAUGCCCAUCUACAUUGUCUCCCUAAGCUCCGUCACCGCCAGCGAAGAGCACUUGACGACGCUCUUCGCCGAUUUGCCGAGCCGAUGUCUCGUCCUGCUUGAAGACAUUGACACGGCCGGUCUCACGCACACGCGCGAGGAGGAUGGAAGUGACAUCGCCGAGACGGACGAUGAUGAGACGGACGAUACUGACACCGAGUCGGCUGCCGACUGCUCCAAGACGAGGCACGGCCCUGUUGCUGGCGGACGCCCCGGCGGAUCUCCUGGCGGCCUAUCACUCUCAGGCUUGCUCAACAUCCUCGACGGUGUGGCAUCGCAGGAGGGACGAGUUCUCAUCAUGACGACCAACCACGUCGACAAGCUCGACAAGGCGCUGAUCAGACCUGGUCGUGUGGACAUGAUGGUAGAGUUUGGACGGGCCGAUGAAGACAUGUCGGCAGCCAUUUUCCGGGCUAUCUUUGCGCGUCUCGAGGGUGACAGGGACAUUUCCCACAGGGAUGCCUCGGCCUUGGAGGAGAUGAGCCUUCAGGCACGGCGGAAGCGAGAUGAGGAUAUGGCACAGGAGCAGGUCAAGGAGACCGCCCGGGUCGAGGCCAUGGCGCUCGAGUUUGCUGCGCGAAUUCCGGCUCACGAGUUCAGCCCAGCUGAACUGCAGGGCCACCUUCUAAGACACAAGAGGGAUCCCCAAGCAGCCAUCAACACUGCCGACGAGUUCGUGGCCCAGACCCGCCGCGAUCACAAGGACAAGGAGCUCAAGGAGGCCGAAAAGAAGCGCAAGGCCGAGGAUAUGAAAAAGCAGAAGGAGGAGAAGGCAGCCAAGAAGACAGACAAGAAGAACAACCGUGAUAAGAAGUGCAAGGAGGCUAAGGGCAAACUGUGUGCUGAUUUAGACUCGGAGUCUUCCGACGCAGGCGCCGAGUCUGAGAACAAGAUCAAGAAGGAGCGAAAGAGCAAGACCAAGGGAACGCAGACGAGCAACCAGCCAGCAUCCUCUGACUCGGAAUCGUCCUCUGUAGUUGAGGUUGAAAAGCCCGAGAGCUCAGUCGGAGGGGACCACACCAAGGCAGGGGAGUAG
Pestalotiopsis fici W106-1 is the source of this 2124-nucleotide messenger RNA. RefSeq lists its product as uncharacterized. Gene Ontology annotation, biological process: protein insertion into mitochondrial inner membrane from matrix; mitochondrial respiratory chain complex III assembly. Gene Ontology annotation, cellular component: mitochondrial inner membrane. The record is from RefSeq and is a predicted model, not a curated record. NCBI's taxonomy places the organism in Eukaryota, Fungi, Ascomycota, Sordariomycetes, Amphisphaeriales, Sporocadaceae. The coding region runs from base 1 to 2124 and encodes 707 amino acids. The transcript has 2 exons. Gene Ontology annotation, molecular function: ATP binding; ATP hydrolysis activity.